AUGGCUACAUCUGCUUCAGCUUCAGCUUCUUUGCAAUCAAUCCCUUCAUAUGUAAAACAAUCACACACCACCACCACCACCACCACCGGAGCAGCUCCUAAUCUUCUUUCAUUCAGAACCUUUAUUAACCCCGUUUCUUCAAAGAAACUGACCACCAACGUUAAUGUUUCCGGCAGUCGGAAGGCGUUUACUAUCAAAAGUCAAAGCAACCCCUCAGAUUCUUCUAGACCCAAUCUAAAGUUACCAAAUCCGGUACAUGUGUACAGUGCGGAUCUUCAAACAAGAUUAGGGAUCACUGCCGGAAUAUGUAUUCUGAUAAAAAACAUGCCGGAAAAGAAAGGUGACAGGUACGAAGCUAUUUACAGCUUCCACUUGGGAGAUUACUGGCAGAUAUCCGUACAGGGUGCUUACGUCACAACGGAGGAUACCUAUCUUUCCGUCGCCGGAGCAUACGGUCAAGUGAAGCUGGUCAUUUCAAGAAGAGGAAGAAGGGUUUUAAUGGGGAAGAUGAUAAUGUUUCUGAUAUAG
Messenger RNA from Helianthus annuus (common sunflower), 528 nucleotides. Its product is annotated as allene oxide cyclase 4, chloroplastic-like. Gene Ontology annotation, biological process: jasmonic acid biosynthetic process. Bases 1 to 528 code for a protein of 175 amino acids. Gene Ontology annotation, molecular function: allene-oxide cyclase activity. Lineage: Eukaryota; Viridiplantae; Streptophyta; Magnoliopsida; Asterales; Asteraceae. The record is from RefSeq and is a predicted model, not a curated record. The transcript has 2 exons.